Messenger RNA from Oldenlandia corymbosa var. corymbosa, 831 nucleotides. Lineage: Eukaryota; Viridiplantae; Streptophyta; Magnoliopsida; Gentianales; Rubiaceae. The record is from the annotation of a GenBank genome assembly.
AAGGAUAAUGGGCAAUUUAAAACGAGUGAAAAGGUAAAAGAGGGUCCAAAUUAAAGCAUAUUAUUCUUUUUUGGUUUGGAAAGUGCUGAAACAACAACUUACACAAAAGGAGGUCAGUACUGAAGUGUGACACCAUUCAUUUGGCGAAAAUCCUCCAACAAACUAAACACAGUAAUUGCAUUUCAAGAAUGAACUAAAUUCCAGAUUCCGCACAUAUAAAUAAGCCUCUCUGCAGUAUGAAGUUCAUUGCACACUAAAUUAGAAUCAUCGUUUCAGUUUAGAACCAGAAAGAAUGGCAGCAACAGCAACAAAAUGGGGAUUCUGCUUCACCUUAACCAUCAUAAUAGCUGUUUGCUUUUCCCAAACAGCAGCAGAAGCAGUAACCAAGAAUGAUCCCAAGGCCGCCAAGUUCCUUGGUGGAAGGGGUGGGGCUUUCGGCAUCCAGGCCAGACCCCAAGUUUUAGCAAUGACAUCAAAGGCUGGAAAUGAUGGUGAAAAUGCUGUGGUGAGCAAACACCCAAACGACGAUUGGGCGAUUGGGAACGGCUGCGACACGACGGAGGAGUGCAGGAAACAGUGCCUCACCCUCACUUACAAGUGCAUCAAUCACGUCUGCGAUUGCGAUGCGACCCCUGCUGCUAAAAGACUUUAAACUGCAAACCUACAUUUACUACUUUGUACUAUGUCUCCUCCAGUCUCCCACACUAAGUAAAAAAGUUGGGAGACUCAAUUUGUCUGGGGUCUGUCCUUUGAUUUGACAUUCCUUAUAAAUAAACAAAGGGGAUUUGUUUAUCUAUUACUCCCUCCAUUUCAAAAUAAUUAUCAUCCUAC